Molecule: messenger RNA, 3333 nt
Organism: Penicillium argentinense
Lineage: Eukaryota; Fungi; Ascomycota; Eurotiomycetes; Eurotiales; Aspergillaceae
Exons: 5
Coding region: 1-3333 (1110 amino acids)
Biological process (GO): regulation of transcription by RNA polymerase II; nucleosome organization
Cellular component (GO): nucleus; chromatin
Molecular function (GO): histone binding; ATP-dependent chromatin remodeler activity; ATP hydrolysis activity
Source: RefSeq, a predicted model, not a curated record
AUGGCUCCAGCCGCCACCGACUCGCCAUCCCAGGCGGACACGCCUAUGACCGAUGCAAAUGAUGACGCUAUUCCCUCGGUCCCCGUGGACGCGCUCACGAGUCAACAAGACACUCCUGACUACACCGACUCCGAUACCAACCCUAAUACUACGGCGAGCAGCGUUGCAGGUGACACCACAGAGGAUGGACGUCGACGCCGGUCAGAAGCUACCCAACUCCGAAAGAGUAUUUUGGGCAAGAAACACGGUCGUCUGGAUGAGUCAAAGGAAGAUGACUCCAUUCGCCGAUUUCGAUACUUACUUGGCCUCACCGAUCUGUUCCGUCAUUUCAUCGAAACCAACCCGAACCCGCGCAUCCAGGAGAUCAUGGCCGAGAUUGACCGACAGAACGCGGAGAGUGAGGCAAAGGCUCGCAAGGGGUCCGCACGCACUGGUGGUGCCGGCGGUGACAGACGCCGUCGAACCGAGCAAGAGGAGGACGCCGAACUCCUCCAGGACGAACGCAGUGGCGGCGAAACCACCACAGUGUUCCGGGAAUCACCUGCUUUCAUCCACGGUGAACUCCGUGACUACCAAAUUGCCGGUCUCAACUGGCUUGUCUCCCUUCAUGAGAAUGGUAUCUCCGGUAUUCUGGCCGACGAGAUGGGUCUUGGAAAAACUCUACAGACUAUUUCGUUCCUUGGUUACCUGCGCUAUGUUUGCAGCAUCUCUGGACCACAUCUAGUCGCCGUGCCCAAGUCGACUCUGGACAACUGGAAACGAGAGUUUGCCAGAUGGACGCCCGAUAUUGAUGUGCUGGUUCUCCAGGGUGACAAGGACGAGAGACAGCGCCUGAUCACCGAGCGCCUGGCCGACGAGAACUUCGACGUUUGCAUCACCAGCUACGAAAUGAUCCUCCGAGAGAAGUCCGCACUGAAGAAGUUGCCAUGGGAGUAUAUCAUAAUCGAUGAGGCUCACCGUAUCAAAAACGAGGAAUCUUCCUUGUCCCAGAUCAUCCGUCUCUUCAACUCCCGCAAUCGUCUUCUCAUUACGGGUACUCCUUUGCAAAAUAACCUGCAUGAAUUGUGGGCUCUGCUCAACUUCUUGCUGCCAGAUGUCUUUGGUGACUCGGAGGCAUUUGAUCAGUGGUUCUCAACUCAGGAUUCGGAUCAAGACACCGUUGUGCAACAGCUUCACCGUGUCCUUCGUCCAUUCCUCCUGCGACGUGUGAAGAGUGAUGUGGAGAAGAGCCUUCUGCCUAAGAAAGAGCUGAACCUUUACGUGCCCAUGUCCGAGAUGCAGAGGAAAUGGUACCAGAAGAUCUUGGAGAAGGAUAUCGAUGCCGUCAACGGCGCAGCAGGCAAGCGCGAAUCUAAGACUCGUCUGCUCAACAUUGUGAUGCAACUCCGGAAAUGCUGUAAUCACCCUUAUCUCUUCGAAGGAGCCGAACCUGGCCCUCCAUACACGACAGAUGAGCAUCUUGUGUACAACUCCGGGAAGAUGAAUAUCCUUGACAAGUUGCUCAAGCGCAUGCGGGCCGAUGGUAGCCGAGUCCUCAUUUUCUCACAGAUGAGUCGUGUUCUGGAUAUCCUGGAAGAUUACUGUGUUUUCCGGGACUACAACUAUUGCCGUAUCGACGGCACCACGGCCCAUGAGGAUCGUAUUGCUGCUAUCGAUGACUACAACAAGCCAGGCUCAGACAAGUUCGUCUUUCUGCUGACUACUCGUGCGGGUGGUCUGGGUAUCAACCUUACAACUGCCGACAUUGUCGUUCUUUUCGAUAGCGACUGGAACCCCCAGGCCGAUCUCCAGGCCAUGGACCGUGCUCACCGCAUUGGACAGACCAAACAAGUCAAGGUGUUCCGUUUUGUUACGGAAAACGCUAUUGAAGAGAAGGUUCUCGAGCGUGCGGCCCAAAAAUUGCGCUUGGAUCAGCUUGUCAUCCAACAAGGUCGCGCUCAGCAACAAUCGAAGAAUGCCGCUUCAAAGGAUGAGCUUCUCGGUAUGAUCCAGCACGGUGCUGCGAACGUAUUCAGCGAAAGGGGCACCGGUGAUCCCUCUGGCAAGAUGGAUGAUAUUUCUGAAGACGAUAUCGAGGCUAUUUUGGCCAAGGGUGAAGAGCGAACGGCAAAAUUGAACCAAAAAUACGAAAAGCUCGGCAUCGAUGAUCUUCAAAAAUUCAGCUCCGAAAGCGCGUACGAGUGGAACGGACAGAAUUUUACCGAGCGCAAGAAGGACAUUGGUAUGACUUGGAUCAACCCGGCCAAGCGAGAGCGCAAGGAGCAGUUCUACUCUAUCGACAAGUAUUACCGCCAGGCUCUAGCAACGGGUGGCCGGACUGCUGAUACAAAGCCCAAGGCUCCGCGAGCCCCGAAGCAAGUCAGCGUGCACGAUUGGCAAUUUUUCCCUCCCGGACUGCAGGAGCUGCAGGAGAAAGAGACCGCUAACUUCCACAAGGAGAUUGGCUACAAGGCUCAGCUUCCGGAUGGCCCAGAGGAAGAACUGAGUGAACGCGAGGCGGAGCGAGACCUGGAGCAACAGGAAAUUGACAAUGCCCAGCCGUUGACUGAGGAAGAACAGGCUGAAAAGGCACGCAUGUCCGAAGAAGGUUUCUCGCAUUGGAACCGUCGUGAUUUCCAACAGUUUGUCAACGGCUCGGCCAAGUUCGGACGCACCGACUACGUCGGAAUUGCGACAGAGAUCGAUAGCAAGGAACCCGAUGAGAUUGAAGAGUAUGCUCAAGUUUUUUGGGAGCGGUACACCGAAAUCCAGGACUACCCCAAGUAUCUCCGCGUGAUCGACCAGGGAGAGGAAAAGCUGCGCAAGAUGAACCACCAGCGCAAGAUGCUUCGUAAGAAGAUGGAGAUGUACCGUGUGCCCUUGCAGCAGCUUAAGAUCAAUUACACGGUGUCGACUACCAACAAAAAGGUUUACACUGAAGAAGAGGAUCGGUUCCUUCUGGUUAUGCUCGACAAGUACGGUGUCGAGGGUGACGGUCUCUACGAGAAAAUCCGAGACGAAGUUCGUGACUCACCUCUUUUCCGCUUUGACUGGUUCUUCCUCAGCCGCACACCAGUCGAGAUCGGUCGACGCUGCACCACCCUCCUCAACACCGUGGCGAGGGAGUUUGAGCCUGAGGGCAAGGUCAAUGGAGAGGGGAAGUCCCGUGGUCGAGACCGAGAGGAAGACGAUGAGAACGAUGACGUAGCCCCGCCUGCAAAGAAGCGUGCUAAGAAUGGCACUACUACCAAGCAGGCCAAGCUUCCCAAGGCUGGCAGCAAAACAGCCUCAGCCUCCACCUCACGGGCGCCCAGUGUCUCGAACGCGCCCAAGUCCAAGCGUGGAAAGAAAUAA